AUGCGGAGAACACUGCGGAGAACACUACGGAGAACACUGCGGAAAGAGAAACCAAGCGGCAACAAGGCCACCAUCGUCAAGAACACGGCUCAGCUCUCCAAGAUCCCACGUCAUAUGCUCUCCACGGUUCCACAUCAAAUCAUCACUCAGCAAGCGGAGAACACCACUGCAACUUGGCCUGUCAUCCCCACUACAUUGAGGAGCAAGAGGAGGAACUACAACAGGCAAAUGCGGAGAACACUGCGGAGAAACCAAGCGGCAACAAGGCCCCCAGCACCAAGAACAGGCUCAGCUCUCCAAGAUCCCACGUCAUAUGCUCUCCACGGUUCCACAUCAAAUCAUCACUCAGCAAGCGGAGAACACCACUACAACUUAGCCUGUCAUCCCCACUGCAUUAAGGAGUAA
Molecule: messenger RNA, 405 nt
Organism: Letharia columbiana
Lineage: Eukaryota; Fungi; Ascomycota; Lecanoromycetes; Lecanorales; Parmeliaceae
Exons: 1
Coding region: 1-405 (134 amino acids)
Source: RefSeq, a predicted model, not a curated record